CAAACUGAACCAAUUACAUUCAUUUGGGGACAGGUCGAAAAGCAUGACACAUUUAUGGCAAUUUUAGCUAGUUAGCUUGCACUUCCUAGCUAAUUUGUCCUAUUUAGCUAGCUUGCUGUUCCAAAUGUCAUGGUAUUGUGAGCUUCCAUUGUUUCCUGGUCAAUGUAGAGCUCAGAAAAAGGUGGUUGGUGGCAGUACGUUUUGACAACUUUACGGUCACCAAACACACAAAGGUGACAUUUUGUCGAAAGUGACUUAGUUGAGGGAAAAAUGGGGGGGGGACAAUACCUAAAAAGUGUGUUGUUCCUACUGUCUUUUCGUGGAACAGGCACAUUAAAAAGAGACCUGGUGUUUGGGAAAGAAGACAGAAACCUCCUGCUCCGACUGAGGGGGAUGAAGAACAAGGUGCGCUGCCUAUGGACUGUGCCGUCUCUGAUGGGGUCCAGACCCAUGAUUACUGUGCAGUCCCUGAACCCGCAGCCCUGGACAAGAGAAAUUGAGGAGCUUCGAGCCAAGCUGGAGAAACUGACCACCCAACGCGGCUUUAGUCUACAGCGAUUUGCUGGUUCUGACGAGGAUAUACGUUUUUACACGAUUUGCAAGCUACACCCACCUGAUGGCCUUCUGGCACUUGGUUGAGCGGGCAGCAGAGACCAAGUUUAUAAGAGUCACAAGCACCAAUCCAUCUGAAACAAGUGUUACUCGAAGAAAACCGCAGAAGGACUUAGCCCAUCGGUUCAGCAUCCACCAAUUGACAGUGAGCCGGAUUAUCAUCUCUUGGUCCAACUUCCUCUACUGUCUGCUUGGAUCAGCACGGAUAUGGAUCCCCAAGAAAACCGUAAAAGCCCACCUGCCACCUGAGUUCAAGGACUAUCCAGACACCCAGAUAGUGAUCGACUGCACUGAACUCCGCUGCCAGACACCAUCUUCACUACUACUGCAGAGUGAGGUGUUUUCUUCCUACAAGUCACACUGUACCUUUAAGGGCAUGUUGGGAAUGUCACCACAUGGAGCUGUCACUUUUGAGUCAUCGUUGUAUGCUGAAUCUGUGAGUGACGAGGAGAUCUUCAAGCAGUCUGGAAUGAUUUCCUUACUCACCCCUGACAUGGCCAUUAUGGUGAAUAAGGGAUUUCUCGUAGAUUACAUUGUUCCGUGCAAGGUCUACCGGCCAGCCUUUCUGUCAAGACGCACACAGAUGCCAGCGCAUGAGGUUAGGGAGACCCAAUCCAUUGCCAGGCUGAGAGUGCAUGUUGAAAGAAUGAUCUGCAGAGUAAAGGAGCACAAGCUGUUUGACACAGUCAUCCCCCUGACCAUCUCAGGCAGCAUCAACCAAUUAUUUGCAGUGGCGUGCCUGUUGGUCAACUAUCAAAAUGGACCUUUGGUCAGAGCAUGGGCCAAGCCAGUGUAAAUGAUGUCCUCCUGUGCACAGCUGACAAAGUCACACCAGCUACAACCUGUGAAAAGGAUUUGACCUUGCACCUGCCAGUAGUAAGCCUGAGAUCUCAACUUCAGCUCUCCAUUCUGUAUCUUCAGGUAAGGGCAGUCAACAUAACUUGGUACAUUUGGGCACUUGACCUCUAAGAGUCCAAAGUGUGGUCUUACACUGGGAUCAAAUAUGAUUCCAUCUGGAGAGGAUCCUAACCACGGAGCAUUUGGGUGCACUAUGAAGCCACACGGAAAGAAAUUAACAUUCUUCAGUGUGCAGUACUCCUGUACAGCCACUGGCUUCAUGGCUAGCCCCCUCUUCAUCUCCAUGGUCUGCAUACACAUAACACUUCCUGCAACACAGGAGCAGUGGCUUUGAACCACUAUCACUGGUACGGAGUGCUUUAACACCAUCUCUGAAGAUAAGUGUGAUGAAAGACUGAAGUGAGAAUGAAUAACAAUAAAUAUAGAAGUGUCUAGUCUUCUUAACUAGGGGCUCAUUUAACUAUACAGGAAUACUUUGUGUUUCAGUAACAAAACUACCAAACACUGCAUCAACAGAUCUUUAGUGCUGCUUUUGAUACCAUCGAUCACCACAUUCUUUUGGAGAGAUUGGAAACCCAAAUUGGUCUACAUGGACAUGUUCUGGCCUGGUUUAGAUCUUAUCUGUCGGAAAG
Molecule: messenger RNA, 2102 nt
Organism: Oncorhynchus gorbuscha (pink salmon)
Lineage: Eukaryota; Metazoa; Chordata; Actinopteri; Salmoniformes; Salmonidae
Exons: 4
Coding region: 617-1408 (263 amino acids)
Source: RefSeq, a predicted model, not a curated record